Messenger RNA from Letharia lupina, 1074 nucleotides. RefSeq lists its product as uncharacterized. The transcript has 3 exons. The record is from RefSeq and is a predicted model, not a curated record. Lineage: Eukaryota; Fungi; Ascomycota; Lecanoromycetes; Lecanorales; Parmeliaceae. The coding region runs from base 1 to 1074 and encodes 357 amino acids.
AUGGGCCAUACCGAAGGAGGCCUUGAUUGUCUCUUCGAAGCUUCAAUAUUUCUCUACGUCCCAGCAACCGCCCUCCCAAAACUCGCCAUCCUAGUAUCCUACCUGCGGAUACUCCCCAACAAAAACAUCCGUAUCAGUGUCUACGCUGUCUUUUUCAUCACCAUUGGCUACAUGGUUGCCUGCUGCUUGGCGUUCCUGCUCCAGUGUCAUCCCGUUGCGCGGAUAUGGGAUAUGGUUAUACCGGGUGAAUGUCACGUCAUAUCCAACUUUCUUGUCAAUGGUAUCUUCAACUUCGCUAUCGACAUCAUGGUCCUUCUCCUACCAGUACCAGUGUUGAUGGAGUGGAGAGUCAGUAGCCGCAUGAGGGCUCUAAUGGGAGGUGUCUUCGCCAUCGGCUCAUUAGCAUGUAUCGUCAGCGCGGUCCGAAUCUACUUCAUCGCUCGCGGUCUAAACACCUUUCGAACGGGGAUCGCCGUCAUCAUCGGCAUACCCAGAUCCCUUGGUGUGGUCGAAACCAACCUUUCCAUAAUCUGCGGAUGUAUUAUGGUCAUGCGACCGUUCUUACGAAGACACCUUCCUUUCCUCCUUGAGAUCGGCUCUCAGCGUGCCGAACACAAACACGCUGGAGUUAUCGAUGACGAACAUCCACUAAAGGUGUUCAGCAUUACCGUCGAGAGCAGACUGAUGAAGACAGGCGCUGGCUUUGGUGGUGUCAAUAGCAGCGCAGGCUGGAUUUGGGAUCAGAGGAGCAGGAUCGGCACCCGUGCUAUCGUGGAUACCGCCAUUCAAGAUUUGGACAUGGAAGGCGCGAGAGAUUGGCCUUUGAGGGAUGAUUUGUCGCCGAAAGCAGAAAGAGCUGACAACGUGAUUGAAGAGAUAUACUACGCUAGUAAUGACCCAGAGCUUGCACGAAAGACACAAACGACGCGGACCUUCAGCCGGGGGUCCCAAGUAAUGGACUGUGGCUCCGAGACGAGAGGCGUAUCUAAGACACAGGCUCGCACAGUGAGCCUCAUUACAGCUGCGAAUCCUUGCGUGGUCAGGGAGACAAAUUGGCCAGGCUUUUGGCGCUGA